GUUUUUUAUAUGUAAUAAUACAGCUAUACGAGCUAGCUCACAGUUGCCUUAACCUACUAAUACUUUGUUUGUGAAUGACCGCUUUUCCAAGCAUCUGUACAUUUUUUAAAACUAUACUUGCUGCACCACAGCAACUAAGACUUUCGCUUUUGUUAAUGUGUCAGGAGAAUCGCAAACAAACUAUGCAAACGAUUCAAGCCACUGGUGAUCAAACUAUUCAGUCAGAACCGUACCACAAUGAAGGUAUUUCAGAGAAGUCAGUGGAAUCAACAGCGCUGAACAAAGAGAUAAUCAGUUCAAGUUUAUGCUGUGUUAGCGAAACUAUCGAUGGUUUAUCGUAUGCACCAACUAAAUUUAUUUGCAAUGACAAACUUCUAACAAACAUAGAUGCUCUGAAAGGUUAUGUAUUUCUGCGUUAUAUAAAUCUGGGAUUCAACCAUUUGACAAAUUUAAAAGCCUUAUCUGAUUUAUUCAAUCUAAUUGUACUCAGAGCAGCGUAUAACGAGAUUGAAGAAUUCCCAUGUGGAAACUGGCCUAGUCUUACACAUUUAGAUUUAAGACAUAAUCGCAUCAAAAAACUGACGACAGUAAAUUAUCCCAGGCUAAUGGUUUUGUUUCUUGACAAUAACCAAAUACGCAGACUAACUAACCAUACUGAUGGAUCGUGUUAUUUCAAUAAUCAGUCAACACCAAAGUUGCAUACACUUGGAUUAUCACAUAAUUUAAUUGAAAUAGAAGAUACUGCAACAGAUGGUCCUCGUGCAAACAUUACUAUUGGAUUAGAAUUAAAAAAUCUUAAAGCUUUAUUUCUUGGCUAUAACAGGAUAGUUAGUUUUGGAAAUUAUAAUUUAAAGAGUGAAACUCAGAGAAUUCAUCUAAUAGUUUACUUGACAACUCAUCUAAUGAUAAAAAGCAAUAUAACUUGAAGUACAAUUCACUUCUUGGUUAUCUUCCAAAUUUGUCUGUUUUACACAUCAGAAGUACUGGACUUGUAAAUCUUGAUGGGAUAACCUCUGAAUGUUUUCCAAAAUUACAAUAUAUCAAUGUUAGAGAGAAUCAAAUCGGAAGUUUAGAAGAAGUGAAAAAGUUAGUCAGUUUCCAGCAUUUGCGAACUGUGAUUUUUACAGAUAAUCCAGUUUUUGACGCCAAAGAUUAUAGAUUGGAAGUUCGAGUUUGCUUACUCAGUUUGAGAAGACUGGAUAAAGAUGUUUACACAAUUGAAGAAAAUGAAGAAGCUAACGAAUUGGCUAUGCAAAGAAUGCAGGCAGCAUAAUCUUUUUAAAUUAUGACAAAACAUCUAUUUAUAACAUCGUUUAAAAAGGUGACCGAUUCUACUUUUUACAAACAAUGAAGUUUUG
Molecule: messenger RNA, 1358 nt
Organism: Heterobilharzia americana
Lineage: Eukaryota; Metazoa; Platyhelminthes; Trematoda; Strigeidida; Schistosomatidae
Source: the annotation of a GenBank genome assembly